Messenger RNA from Oryza sativa Japonica Group (Japanese rice), 2154 nucleotides. RefSeq names its product F-box/LRR-repeat protein At5g02910. The record is from RefSeq and is a predicted model, not a curated record. Gene Ontology annotation, molecular function: protein binding. NCBI's taxonomy places the organism in Eukaryota, Viridiplantae, Streptophyta, Magnoliopsida, Poales, Poaceae.
AAGACAGGCCGGCCCUAAACUUUGGGAGGCCCAUUGGAAGCGGCGGCCCAGAUGAGAGCAGAUCCCCUGUCACGCCGACGCCGCCGCCGCCACCGCUGUUGCCCUAACGCCGAUCUAAUGCUGGAGCUCCAUUCGCUUGUUCUUAUACUAUACAAGUACCUAUGCCGGUGAUGUAUAGCUGCUGCUGCUGGUGCUUGGAUUCGGUUGAAUUUCAUAGGUAUGGUCGGUCAGCUGGAAUAGCAGUCGGUGUGGGUAUAUAUGUAGCCUAGUUCGCAUCGGGCGGAAGCUGGGAAGGGAAGAUCUAGUUCGCAUCGGAGCCGGAAUCGAAUCCUCCCUUCUUUUCCUCUUCUCCUCUCCAUCAUCAGUAUAUAAACAAUACGCGCAGCGCUUGUCCGGUCAGGCCCGCCGCCGUUCAGAAGCUUAACAUUGGAAUUGGAUUUUAUUAACCACCAUGAAGAACAAGAAGGGUAGUCGCCGCAACCGCAAUAAAUCAGCUCCCGUAACCGUAAUGGUGGUGGAUAGGUUCACCACGCUACCUGACGAUGUUCUGCUCAACAUCCUGGACCGCCUCAACACGCCCGACGCCGUCAGGACCUGCCUCCUCUCUAAGAGGACGCUCCACCUCCCACGCAUGCUUUCGCACUUUCGAAUUGCCCUACUUUCAUUCGCGCCAGAUCCUGAUUAUAUCACUUUUAAGGACACUAUUGGGAUGAACGCCGCCGUGGCCGCUGCAACAGAUAAUGUUCUCAAUUUCAGAGCCAAAGACAUCCCUCUUCGCCAACUCAGCAUAUGUUUCUACUUGAAAUACUACGACUGUCUUACCAUCGGCAAAGCUGUUGCCCGAGCCAUGACAACCCACAAGCUUGACAGCGCUGAGUUCAGAAUUCUGACCGAUUAUAAGCUACAUUAUUACACUCUUGAUGGUCUCCGCAACAAUGGGAAACAGCUCAUGACCUUUUUUGGUGCUUGUACUGAUGCAUUUGCUGGACUUACAAGACUCUACCUACAGAACUUAAGGCUUCCUGAAACUGACAUUCUCAAUAUCAUUGCCACAUGCAAACGGUUAGAGUCUCUGCGUAUGUUCAUGUGUCAAACAGAGGGUACUGUGUUGCAGCUGCAGCUAGAACACCAGCGGCUUGUUGAGCUUGAUAUCUGCCACGGAUGUUUAAAACUAGUUAAGCUCAAUUCUCUACCAAAACUUGAACGGCUGGUCUUUUAUAGUUGGAAACAUCCCCAAGAACCCUUGUAUUUUGGCAAUGUUCCGCAGCUGUCAAGCCUAAGCCUCACUAAUGUAGGUCUGAGACGGCACAACCUUAUCAGAUUAAGUCAGUUUCUUUCUAAUGUAACCUCCAUAAGAGACCUGCACCUCAACUUUGAAAGCGAAAGGAUUUGGGUUCAGCCAGAGCGCCCGAAACUGCUGGUGCCUGUUCUCCAGAAUCUUCAAGUUUUGAAUCUGGAGGAUCUCCCUGAAGGAUGUGAUAUCACAUGGACACGCUUCUUUCUUGAAGCUGCACCCUUCCUGAAGGAGCUAUGCAUCACAGUUUGGGACCAUUGGUGUAAUAUUGUGACAGACCAGGUGGAACGGGAAGAAGAGGGUUACUGUGACAAAACAAACGUGCAGUGGGAGUCAUCUUCAUCUAAUGGUUUCAGGCAUUACAAUCUGGUUAAGCUCACCAUCUAUGGUUUCCAACCAGAUGACAACUUUUUGGGAUACAUCAGGCACAUCAUGGAAACCGCGGUUAACCUAGAGGAGAUAUCCCUGUACAACAGGAAGGUGGAAGAUUGCUGUGAAGAGUUGGAUCCCAAGAUCAAAAUUGCUCCGUCAAGGUAUCCACAGACCAUUGAGGAGCAGGAGUUGCUGAGGAAGCAAAUUACAGAGGGAUUGGUGAUGGCGUUGCCUCAUGUAAUUCACUUCCGGUCUUAAUUCCUCGGCGCAAAAAUGCAAUUAGCUGAGUAGCAAUAAUGUAUGCUGAAUGUUCUGAAUAUUUUGGUUUCUUCUUCUUUCCUUUUGUGAUGAAACACUCUAGUUUCAAACGUUUCAAGGCAUGCAUUAGAAUUCUCUUGUUUCCUGCAACUUGGUUUCAGGCCAGCAGCCUGGAUAUAUAAUGUAAGCAGUAUAUUUUGAAUGUUUUGAAUAUCCUGGUUUCUUUUUUU